GCGCGGUAAGGCAGCCGAACAACAAGAAGCGUUACUCAUGAUGAUGAAGAUGCAAUUAAAGGAACAACAAGAAAUUGCUGAUAGAGAGCUAGAAGAUGCGUUAAACCAACAAUACAUGGCUCAGCAAGAUGAAUCCAGCAGCGCUGAACGCAAGCACCUUGUGUCACAAAUUGAUGAACUGGAAGCUAAACUGGAGGAUAUGGAUUCAGCUCUGAAACAGUACGAAGAAGAGAACAAACAGAUGACGCGAGAAGUUCGUAGCCUUUCAGAUAAAUUGAAUCAAGAACAAGCAAUCACAGACCGUCUAAAACAAGAAGUCAUUGAUGCGAAAGCUGAAUGUGAACGCGAAAAAGGAAUCAACAAAACAGAUGGUUGCUACCUCACAGAAGCAAAUGGAAGAACUUAUGACGAAGCAGAUUUCGAAAUAUCGAGCACGCGAGCUGGAAAAUAG
Molecule: messenger RNA, 451 nt
Organism: Xenia sp. Carnegie-2017
Lineage: Eukaryota; Metazoa; Cnidaria; Anthozoa; Malacalcyonacea; Xeniidae
Exons: 4
Coding region: 38-451 (137 amino acids)
Source: RefSeq, a predicted model, not a curated record